AUGGACAGCAGUGACCCACAGGAUGAUGAAAGAGGAAGCAUAAGGAAAGAGAAUGAUGGAGAAAAAGAUAAACAACUGAAGAACCAGCUCAACAGUGAGGAAAAAGGAGAGAAGGAGAUCAAAGGAAAUGAGAAGGAGAAGAAGAAAGAGAGCCGACGUUCUGGGUCUCUAUGGAGGAGUGGAUGGGCUUUGAGUGAAAGACUCGCCAUCAAUGUCUCAGGGAUGCGUUACGAAACUCAGCUCCGCACCUUAGCCCAGUUCCCUGACUCCAUGCUUGGUGACCCCAGGCGGAGGUCACGGUACUUUGACCCGCUGCGAAAUGAGCUCUUCCUGGACCGCAAUCGGGCCUGCUUUGAUGCCAUUCUGUAUUUUUACCAGUCAGGCGGGAGGCUUCGCAGGCCAGCAAACAUACCCCUGGACAUCUUCAUGGAUGAGCUGUUGUUCUACGAGCUCGGAGAGGAAAUCAUGAACCGCUUCAAGGAGGACGAAGGUUUUCCAAAAGAGGAGGAGAGGCCGCUGCCAUCCAAUGAAAUCCAGAAAAGACUGUGGAUGCUGUUUGAGCACCCUGAGUCCUCAUCGGGUGCACGUAUCAUAGCCAUCAUCAGUGUUAUGGUCAUUGUGGUGUCCAUCCUCAUCUUCUGCCUGGAGACACUGCCUGACUUCAGGAAUGAGAAAGAGUCACGAGAGGAAUAUUUUUACAGGUACCACGCCCAGGCAAAGAAUGUCUCCGAGAACAUGCCUCCUCCACAAAGUGUUUUCCAUGACCCCUUCUUCAUGGUAGAAACCAUGUGCAUAUGCUGGUUCUCCUUCGAGCUCGUCAUGCGCUUCGCUUGCGCCCCCAGCAAGACGCACUUCUUCAAGGAUGUCAUGAACAUCAUCGAUUUCAGUGCCAUCCUGCCCUAUUUUGUCACUCUGGGAACAGAGCUGGCCAAGGACAAUGAUGCCAGCCCAGCAACAUCCUUGGCCAUCAUCAGAGUCAUCAGGUUAGUGAGGGUGUUCAGGAUCUUCAAGUUGUCUCGUCACUCAAAGGGCUUACAGAUCCUUGGACAGACAUUGAGGGCCAGCAUGCGUGAGCUGGGCCUGCUUAUCUUCUUCCUGUUUAUUGGCGUCAUCCUCUUCUCCAGCGCCAUCUACUUUGCUGAGGCUGACCACACCAACACAGCCUUUAUCAGUAUACCACACGCCUUCUGGUGGGCAGUUGUCACCAUGACCACAGUGGGGUAUGGUGACAUGUACCCAGAAACAGUGUGGGGUAAGCUGGUGGGCUCAAUGUGCGCCAUUGCUGGCGUGCUUACCAUCUCACUUCCAGUGCCUGUCAUAGUAUCCAAUUUUAGCUACUUCUACCACCGGGAGACUGAGUGUGAGGAUCAGACGGAGUACACCCAUGUCAAGACAUCACUCUGGGAAGAUGAGGAGCCAGAAGGGGAGGAAAUAGAUGAAGGGGAUAGGGAUCCAGAGGGGGAUUAUUAUGCCAUUGAAGGCAUCUGUAACCCUCUGAAUGGGACUCUGCUGGGUGGACUGUGUACAGGGCAGAGCACAGAGUUCAGAGAGGGAAACUUGUAUCUGAGAGAGCCACUGGUCACUCAGGUUUAAUGAGGGUACAUUGUGCACUUGUCAAAACAUAGUAGGAAGAGACUGAAAUGGAUGAAUGAAAAAAUAAAUAAAAAAA
This is a messenger RNA of Seriola dumerili (greater amberjack), 1669 nucleotides long. RefSeq names its product potassium voltage-gated channel subfamily A member 7-like. NCBI's taxonomy places the organism in Eukaryota, Metazoa, Chordata, Actinopteri, Carangiformes, Carangidae. Gene Ontology annotation, cellular component: voltage-gated potassium channel complex; membrane. The record is from RefSeq and is a predicted model, not a curated record. Bases 1 to 1593 code for a protein of 530 amino acids. Gene Ontology annotation, molecular function: delayed rectifier potassium channel activity; protein binding. Gene Ontology annotation, biological process: protein homooligomerization; potassium ion transmembrane transport. The transcript is spliced from 2 exons.